This is a messenger RNA of Ricinus communis (castor bean), 2131 nucleotides long. Its product is annotated as hexokinase-3. The transcript has 9 exons. Gene Ontology annotation, cellular component: mitochondrion; cytosol. Gene Ontology annotation, biological process: intracellular glucose homeostasis; glucose 6-phosphate metabolic process; glycolytic process. Bases 384 to 1910 code for a protein of 508 amino acids. Lineage: Eukaryota; Viridiplantae; Streptophyta; Magnoliopsida; Malpighiales; Euphorbiaceae. Gene Ontology annotation, molecular function: D-glucose binding; glucokinase activity; ATP binding. The record is from RefSeq and is a predicted model, not a curated record.
AUAUUUCAGUAUUUGUUAGUGCAAACAACCAUUUUUCUCUCUCUAAUUCGCUUUCUCUCUCUACGAAAACCCAAAAAUAAAGAAAUAAAAAACAAACCUUUUUUUUUUUAAAGCCUUUCCUCGAACAGUUCAUCUACAAAGCACAAUCUUUCACCGGCGAUUAUCGUCGUUACAAAACUGCCGUUGGAACAAAUAAAGAGUACCCAGAAAUUAAAAAAUAAAAACACACAAACGGAAAACUAGCAGUACUCGUCUUCUGGGUUCUAUUUUUACACGAUAGGUCAUUCCAAGAGCGAAAAGAGAAGCUUUAGAGAUGAAACGUCGUCGGUUUGGUGCUUAAGACUGUACAAAAAAUAUCGUUUAUUGGGUACGAGGUGGCGGUGAUGGGGAAGGUGGUGGUGGGAGUGGCGGUGGGGGUGGCGGUGGCGGCGUGUGCGGUGGCAGGGGUGGUGGUGGGGAAGAGGGUAAGAAGUAGGAGGAAGUGGAGAAGAGUAGUGGGAGUGUUGAAAGAGUUAGAAGAGUCAUGUGAGACCACAGUAGGGAGGUUAAGGCAAGUUGUUGAUGCUAUGGCUGUGGAGAUGCAUGCAGGGUUGGCUUCUGAAGGAGGUUCCAAGCUUAAAAUGUUGCUCACUUUUGUUGACCAUUUGCCUACUGGGAAUGAGAUAGGAACUUAUUAUGCACUAGAUCUUGGAGGUACUAAUUUUAGGGUCUUGCGGGUUCAGCUAGGAGGUAGAAGGUCCUUGAUCUUGUCAAAAGAUGUGGAAAGCCAACCUGUUCCUCAGCACUUGAUGGAAAGCACUAGUGAGGAGCUCUUCGACUUUAUUGCUUCAACAUUAAAGCAGUUUGUUGAAAAAGAAGAAAAUGGCUCUGAGUUUUCCUCAGUUAGAAGAAGGGAACUUGGAUUUACGUUUUCAUUUCCAGUGAAACAAAUGUCUACUUGUUCUGGGAUCCUUAUCAAGUGGACGAAAGGAUAUCAUAUCGAAGACAUGGUUGGAAGAGAGGUUGUUGAACGCUUACAAGCAGGACUGACCAGGAAUGAUUUGGAUAUGCAGGUUGCAGUGUUGGUAAAUGAUACUGUGGGAACACUAGCUCUUGGUCAUUAUCAUGAUGCUGACACUGUUGCUGCAGUAAUAAUUGGAACUGGUACUAAUGCUUGCUAUCUAGAACGGGCAGAUGCUAUUAUAAAGUGUCAAGGCCUGCUUACAACUUCUGGAGGCAUGGUUGUCAACAUGGAAUGGGGAAAUUUCUGGUCAUCUCAUUUGCCGAGAACAUCUUAUGAUAUUGAUUUAGAUGCUGAAAGCCCUAAUCCGAAUGAUCAGGGUUUCGAGAAAAUGAUAUCGGGAAUGUAUCUAGGCGACAUUGUUAGGAGAGUGAUUCUCAGAAUGACACAGGAAUCUGAUAUCUUUGGACCUGUGUCUUCCCGAUUGUCCGUGCCCUUCAAUUUGAAAACUCCUCUGGUGGCUAAAAUGCAUGAGGAUGACUCUCCUGAUCUGACAGAAGUAGCUCACAUAUUGAAGGAAACCCUGGGGAUCCCAGAAGUCCCUUUGAAGUUCAGAAAGCUUGUUGUGAGAGUAUGUGAUGUGGUGACCCGUAGGGCUGCUCGAUUGGCAGCUGCUGGCAUUGUGGGAAUUUUGAAGAAGAUUGGCCGGGAUGGGACAGGGGGCAUCACCAGCGGAAGAGGAAGAAGCGACAUAAAGAUGAGAAGAACGGUUGUGGUUAUUGAAGGGGGUUUAUAUACGAGCUAUACGAUGUUCAGGGAGUACUUGCAUGAAGCCUUUAAUGAAAUCUUGGGGGAAGAUGUUGCCCAACAUGUCAUUCUUAAGGCCACGGAAGAUGGGUCAGGCAUUGGAGCAGCACUUCUUGCCGCUUCAUAUUCAUCCUACAGUGUGGAUAGGGUACAGCUGCUAUAAUUAUAUAUUAUUUAUAUAUAUACAUAUAGCCCCUGUAAAUGUAGAAUUUUUUUUUCUUCAAUAUAUUAUUAUAAGGGUUGUUUCUAAAAUAUUUUCUUUCCAAAUGGGUUCCCCAUGUAUCUCAUGUUCUUUAAUUUUUUGUUUUUUUACUUUCCCACCCCUUUUCCAAGUCUCUUGUAUAUUGUUAUUAUCAAUGUGAAAAAUGUUCUUUGUUGAUCGAA